Rhinichthys klamathensis goyatoka is the source of this 2486-nucleotide messenger RNA. It is a transcript of the gene pgrmc2, whose product is annotated as progesterone receptor membrane component 2. The transcript has 3 exons. Bases 30 to 635 code for a protein of 201 amino acids. Gene Ontology annotation, cellular component: endomembrane system; membrane. Lineage: Eukaryota; Metazoa; Chordata; Actinopteri; Cypriniformes; Leuciscidae. The record is from RefSeq and is a predicted model, not a curated record.
GUGCGGUGGGAAGGCGCUAUCGUUGCAGUAUGGCGGACGAUGGGGACGGUAGGAGUGCAGCGGCGGACACCAGCGGCGAGCAGGGGACGACGGAGGAUUUGGAUACGGGGUCCGGUCUCGGUAUAAGCGGCAUGAUGCUCAAUCUCAGCGUUCUAGUGCUCGUGCUGGCCGCGUGUUACGUGCUUUACGCGCGGUGGUGGAGGAGGGCGGGCGAGGACGCGGGCCGGGGCAGCGAGGCCUCGCCGCUACCCAAGAUGAGGAGACGCGACUUCACCCUGCAGCAGCUGCGCGAGUACGACGGGGUGCAGAACCCGCGCAUCCUCAUGGCAGUCAAUACCAAGGUCUUCGAUGUGACCAGUGGCAAAAAGUUUUACGGACGCGAGGGCCCCUAUGGGAUCUUUGCGGGACGGGAUGCCUCUCGGGGUUUGGCGACAUUUUGCCUAGAGAAGGAUGCAUUACGGGACGAAUAUGAUGACCUUUCAGACCUGAACGCUGUACAGAUGGAAAGUGUUCGAGAAUGGGAAAUGCAGUUCAUGGAGAAAUAUGACUACGUUGGGCGUUUGUUGAAGCCGGGAGACGAACCAUCUGAGUACACAGAUGAGGAGGACAUGAAGGAUCAUCAAAAACACGAAUGAUCUGCUGAAUCAUUACAGCAGCUGAAGCCCAGGACUGAGAAGGCCACAAUCCAGAAUGGUUAAACCCCAGCAAGAAAAACCCCUCAGAAUCUGCCCUUUACCUCAAUCGUACAGUGUCCCCACUACUGCUCCAUCACAGCUGAGAUAAACGCGUCGGUCUAAAAGCCCCUGCUGUUCUGACUGUUCUUUUACCAAAACAGACCAAUAGCCUGUCAGAGUUUCCUGUACUCUUCUUGUCUGCUCUUGAUACUUCUCCUUAAUCCAGCUCCUUUGUCCUUCCCCCUCCGUCUUCCGGUCACACCUAAACUCUCAAUUUAUAGCAUAAAUACCACCAAACACUACUUUAUACCAUAAAUCACCAGUUCUACACCCUAAAUCAUCAGUCGAACCCUCCAUCUACCCUACAGUCCAAUGGAGAGUGAAACGGCCUGAGGCUUUAAUAGCAUCCUGCACAUUGGCGUGUUCAGGUUUGGACUGACAAUGUGAAGAGAAGGAAGGAGAAAACGCAUACAUUUUUAUUCACUUAAUUUUCUUUGGGGACUUCACCAUUCAUGACCUCAAAAGUCACGUACAUAGAGCGGGGCAGAUGCCUGGAGUUCAGUGCACAACAGGUUAAAAACCACAACUGAGGUCGCUUUUAAUUAUUUUUGUUUCCAUUUAAGUAUUUUUGUUGUUGUUGUGCGUGUAAUUAUUGUACCACAACACGCGUCACAAACACUUUUGGAGCAUUUAAAUCUCAUGCUUAUUCGCAGACUGUGAAAACGUUGUCAUUUUAAAUCAAAGUAAAUGUCGAAUGGAAAUAGUAACCAAUCCAAAAGCCAGAUUGUCUGCCAUCAGCCAAUCAAUCCAAUGGUUGGGUGGGCGGGUGCUCAGCAAUGUUUGUAUUGUGUGCACCACUAGUGUGUAGCAAUUCUUGUCACAAUGUGAUUGUAAAACAUGAGGGAUGGGAAAUGUUUGUGGGGGGUUGGGUAUCGUUAGCAUUCUUGCCAUAAAACUUGUUUUAUUUGAAUUGUAUAAAUCUGAACGGCUGGUUGGGAUGAAAAGGGAAGAUCAGUAGGGUAGUUCAAUUGGAUCAGCUCGUCUGCUCAUCGGUCAACAGAACUCUCCCCUUAAUGAAACAGUCAGCGUAGUUAUUGUGCCUUAUUUCCGUUUAAUUCUACUACAGAAUAGUCAAGAGAUGUAGAAAGAUACAGGUACCAGAGGGAGAAACCGCAAAGAUAAAACAUGUUCUGCUCUGCCCUUUCCACAUUAUCUGCUUUUAGGGGGGUGUUCAGAAGCCAAGGCAUCUUUCCCCUCCAUCUCCUCAGUUUGUACGACGAGGCGUGCUCACGUCUGUGAGCGAAUCAGACACGGGAGGCUCAACCGCCGUUAUCGUGACUUUGUACAUAGACUUUAUGAGCUAUUUCAGUGUUACUGCCAUAUCUGCGCUGUUAUUAAACUCCACGCACUGCUGUGUUGUACUGGCCAAAAGAUCCAUUGCUCUUUCUCGGUUUCCAUCUCUUUUUCCCCUCUUUUUUUUUUUUUUUCUCUGCUGAAUUUAUUUUUAAUUGUGGGUAAUUUUCAAAUCCACCCUCAAGUGUUAUAUUUUGUUUUUCUUCUGGAGAGGGGAACUACGAGUUUGGAAGAAUGUUUUGUCUUUGCUGGGGAGGUGAUGAGGCGAAAUUCAAAAAUUGUGGAUUAUGUAAAUAUGUGUAUCAUUUUAUUAAAGCAUGUGCAGCAAACAGUGAGGUAAUGCUGGCUCUCACGUCAUGUAUUUAAAUGGAGUUUGCAAGGGUGUGUGUGUGUGUGUGCGUGUGCGUGCUCAUGGGGAGGACAAGAACAUGUUGUUGCAGAAAUAAAUACAUUUGGUUA